Messenger RNA from Chaetura pelagica (chimney swift), 576 nucleotides. RefSeq names its product centromere protein F-like. Gene Ontology annotation, biological process: mitotic cell cycle; metaphase chromosome alignment; regulation of G2/M transition of mitotic cell cycle. NCBI's taxonomy places the organism in Eukaryota, Metazoa, Chordata, Aves, Apodiformes, Apodidae. The transcript has 2 exons. Gene Ontology annotation, molecular function: dynein complex binding; microtubule binding. Gene Ontology annotation, cellular component: spindle pole; chromosome, centromeric region; nucleus. The record is from RefSeq and is a predicted model, not a curated record. The annotation marks the transcript as partial.
GCUGAUAAUACUAACAUUGUAGUUCAGCUGAAGGAGGAAAAUGAAUUUGCCCACAGUAAAGUGCAGCUGUGGAUGAAAUCCUGUAAGCAAAUGGAAAAGGAAAAGGAAAUGUUGCAGAAACAAAUAGUUGAACGUGACGAACUAUUAAAGAAGAAAAAUCUAUCUGUGUCAAAGUGUAAGGAAGAAGGUGCUGAUGAGAAUGCUAUUAUAGAAGAACUGAAGUUAAAACUGAAAGAAUUACAGGAAUCUGUAGAAGUUAAAACCAGAGAAGUAAAUGAGACCUUGGAGAAAUACUGCUCUCUAAUUGUUAAGUAUGAUAAACUAGAGGAAGCAAACGAGAUGCUAAAAACACAAGUCAGUUUGUUGGGUGCUCAGCUGAAACAGCAAACAAGUGAUGCUGUCAGCAAUCCUUUGCUGAAUUUGGAUGAUUCAUCAGCAGGGAGCAAUCAGUCUGUCAAAGAGAUGAGGUCAGGUGAAGAUACUACUAAGCUUUCAGGUAAAAGACAGAGAUACGAGGACAACAGGAAAGAUAAAGGAGAACCAAGAUCCCCUAUGCCAGAGGUUUCAUCCAAAAAA